AUGACCGUGAUUUGCGAUCGAAUAUCUAUUUGUGGUACUACCCCUUUCUGGAUUCAAAACCACGCCCGGGCAGAUUUCUUCGCUCUUCCAUCCCUCUUCCUCCUCACUCCCCCUAUACCUUAUACAUCCCUUGACGGGUUCGCAACUUUAUUGCACAUCCUAGCCAUCCACUCUCUCUUUGUCUGGCCAAUGGCGGAGCAGCAACACUCUCAGCGUCGGCACCCAGCUUCACUCUUACCUCUUGGGGAGCAUAAUCCGCAUCUUUUGGCACUCGUUCAGAGACGCGUCUCUAUGGAUAUGAUUGAAUAUGUUGCCCGCCAAGCGUCAAAAGUUAUCCGAAUCGACGGCGAGUCUGAACCUGAGGAUUCCAAUGUGCCGAUGGAUUCUCAGCCUUUGCCCACUCCUCCCCAGACUCCUGUUAAGGUGAAGCCUUCAGUGCAAGUACCCUUGAAAGACAUUCCAGGAGAAAAACCGCAGCCGGACCCUGUCCCUUUGCUCUCUCUGGAAAGCUUUAUCUUGCACCUCGUACGGUGCUCGAAUGUCCAAGUGGCAACGUUACUGACCACUUUGGUCUACCUUGAGCGAUUGCGUACCAAGUUGCCUACUAUGGCCAAAGGCUAG
Molecule: messenger RNA, 621 nt
Organism: Psilocybe cubensis
Lineage: Eukaryota; Fungi; Basidiomycota; Agaricomycetes; Agaricales; Agrocybaceae
Exons: 2
Coding region: 1-621 (206 amino acids)
Source: RefSeq, a predicted model, not a curated record